Messenger RNA from Sorex fumeus (smoky shrew), 2121 nucleotides. RefSeq names its product maestro heat like repeat family member 6 (gene MROH6). Bases 1 to 2118 code for a protein of 705 amino acids. Gene Ontology annotation, cellular component: cytoplasm. NCBI's taxonomy places the organism in Eukaryota, Metazoa, Chordata, Mammalia, Eulipotyphla, Soricidae. The transcript is spliced from 14 exons. The record is from RefSeq and is a predicted model, not a curated record.
AUGGCUUGGGGCCUGUGGGGCCGAGCCCAGGGGCCUCCCGUGGGGGCGCUGACCCUAACAGCGCUGGCUGAAGGGAUCCGAGCCGGCCAGGGCCAGCCCAUGGAACCUCCUUCCAUGGUGCCUGGGCCUGUGGUGGAGACGGACAUUGGAGUGGCCCCGCCCGCGGCUGGCGUGGAGCCCUGCUCCCCAGACAGUGCCCUGGAACCACAGGACUGUGAGGAGCCCCACCAGGUUCCUCCAAGCUCCUGGGAGGAGGGAGCCCUCGCUGACCUGGCCCUGUGCACAGCUGCCUGCAUGGAGGAGGCGGGUUACUCGGGCACUCAGGCCACAGCACUCACCCUGUCCUCAGCACUGGAGGCCCAGGGGCAGCGGCUAGAGGAGCAGGUGCACGCGCUGGUGAGGGGGCUGCUGGCACAGGUUCCCAGCCUGGCCGAGGGGAGGCCCCGGCGGGCCGCUCUGCGCGUGCUUAGUGCGCUGGCCCUGGACCACGCGCAUGACGUGGUGAGCGCGCUGCUGCCCUGCUCGCUGCCCCCGGACAGGGCCGCCGCCGAGCUAUGGCGCAGCCUGAGUCGGAACCAGCGUGUGAACGGGCAGGUGCUGGUGCAGCUGCUGUGGGCGCUCAAGGGCGGGGCAGGGCCGGAGCCCGAGGCCCUGGCGGCCACGCGCGCCCUCGGGGAGAUGCUGGCCGUGUCCGGGUGCGUGGGCGCCACGAGGGGCUUCUACCCGCACCUCCUGCUGGUGCUGGUCACGCAGCUGCACGAGCUGGCCCGGAGUGCGCGCUCGCCCAGCAGCCCCAAGGUCUGGGCGCCGUCUGAUCCGGGGCCCCCGCACGGCCACGCCAGCUGCGCCGUGGAGGCCUUGAAGGCCCUGCUCACGGGGGACGGUGGCCGCAUGGUGGUCACAUGCAUGGAGCAGGCCGGAGGCUGGAGGAGGCUGGUGGGCGCCCACACCCACCUGGAGGGCGUGCUGCUGCUGGCCAGUGCCAUGGUGGCCCACGCCGACCACCACCUGCGGGGCCUCUUCGCGGACUUGCUUCCACGGUUGCGGAGCACGAACGACACGCAGCGCCUCACGGCCAUGGCCUUCUUCACCGGGCUCUUGCAGAGCCGACCCACGGCAAGGCUCCUGCGGGAGGACAGCAUCCUGGAGCGGCUCCGCGCCUGGCAGGGCGACCCCGAGCCCACCGUGCGCUGGCUCGGCCUGCUGGGCCUCGGGCACCUGGCUCUGAAUCGCGGCAAGGUGCGGCACGUGGGCACGCUGCUGCCCGCGCUGCUGGGCGCGCUGGGCGAGAGCGACGCGCGGCUCGUGGGCGCCGCUCUGGGCGCGCUGCGGAGGCUCCUGCUGCGGCCGCGGGCGCCCGUGACGCUGCUGAGCUCAGAACUGCGGCCGCGCCUCCCGCCUCUGCUGGACGACGCCCGGGACUCGGUCCGUGCCUCCGCCGUCGGGCUGCUGGGGACCCUGGUGCGGCGGGGCCGCGGCGGGCUCCGGGUGGGGCUCCGCGGCCCCCUGCGGAAGUUAGUCCUCCAGAGUCUGGUGCCGCUGCUGUUGCGCCUGCAUGAUCCCAGCCGGGAUGCCGCUGAGAGCUCAGAGUGGACACUGGCCCGCUGUGACCAGGCACUGCGCUGGGGGCUGCUGGAGGAGAUGGUCACUGUGGCCCACUAUGACAGCCCUGAGGCCCUGAGCCGAGUGUGCCACCGCCUGGUUCAGCGGUACCCGAGUCACGUGUGUCGCUUCCUGAGCCAGACCCAGGGCUACCUCCGUAGUCCACAGGGCCCCCUGCGCCGGGCCGCUGCCGUGCUCAUAGGCUUCCUCGUCCAUCAUGCAAGUCCCAGCCGCGUGGACCAGGACCUGCUGGACGCCCUCUUGCAGGACCUGGGGCAACUGCAGAGCGACCCCGAGCCGGCUGUGCUGUCUGCUGCUCAGGUGUCAGCCCAGCAGGUGGCGCUCCUGGUCCGCGCGCAGGCCCGACCCCGCAGCCCCCGCCUGACCCGCCUGGUGCGCCUGGUGCGUCUGGGCCACCGGUUUGCACGACCCCCCAGACCGGAGCCCGUCUACUCCGACAGCCCCUUCCAGCGUCGGAGCCUUGCGGGCCGCUGGGGCUCCUCAGGGCCUGGCUGAGUG